CUCAGCUUCCGGGGCCGCCCGGGCCUUGUCCGCCGCCGUCCCGUUCCCCCGCGAGCCGGCUCCAACUGCCAGCCCCGGCCCGGCGCCAUGUACGCCGUGUACAAGCAGGCGCAUCCGCCCACCGGCCUGGAGUUCUCCAUGUACUGCAACUUCUUCAGCAACAGCGAGCGCAACCUCGUGGUGGCCGGCACCUCGCAGCUCUACGUGUACCGCCUCAACCGCGACGCCGAGGCACCAACCAAGAACGACAGGAGCACAGAGGGAAAGGCCCACCGGGAACACCGGGAGAAGCUGGAGCUGGUGGCUUCCUUCUCCUUCUUCGGCAACGUCAUGUCUAUGGCCAGUGUGCAGCUGGUGGGGGCCAAGCGGGAUGCCCUGCUCCUGAGCUUUAAGGACGCCAAGCUGUCGGUGGUGGAGUAUGACCCGGGCACCCACGACCUGAAGACCCUGUCUCUGCACUACUUUGAGGAGCCCGAGCUGCGGGAUGGGUUUGUGCAGAACGUGCACACGCCGCGGGUGCGGGUGGACCCCGACGGACGCUGUGCAGCCAUGCUCAUCUACGGCACGCGCCUGGUGGUGCUGCCCUUCCGCAGGGAGAGCUUGGCCGAGGAGCACGAGGGGCUAAUGGGGGAGGGGCAGAGGUCCAGCUUCCUGCCCAGCUACAUCAUUGAUGUGCGGGGCUUGGACGAGAAGCUGCUCAACAUCGUGGACCUGCAGUUCCUGCAUGGCUACUACGAGCCCACCCUGCUCAUCCUCUUCGAGCCCAACCAGACCUGGCCGGGACGGGUGGCUGUGCGGCAGGACACCUGCUCCAUCGUGGCCAUUUCCCUGAACAUCACACAGAAGGUCCACCCGGUCAUCUGGUCCCUCACCAGCCUCCCCUUCGACUGCACCCAGGCCCUCGCGGUGCCCAAGCCCAUAGGUGGGGUGGUGGUCUUCGCGGUCAACUCGCUGCUGUACCUGAACCAGAGCGUCCCCCCGUAUGGUGUGGCUCUCAACGGCCUCACCACCGGCACCACUGCCUUUCCCCUUCGCACCCAGGAGGGCGUGAGGAUCACCCUCGACUGCGCACAGGCGGCGUUCAUCUCCUACGACAAGAUGGUCAUCUCCCUCAAGGGCGGUGAGAUCUACGUGCUGACCCUCAUCACGGACGGCAUGCGCAGCGUCCGCACCUUCCACUUCGACAAGGCUGCCGCCAGCGUCCUCACCACCAGUAUGGUCACCAUGGAGCCUGGGUACCUGUUCCUCGGCUCGCGCCUGGGCAACUCGCUCCUCCUCAAGUACACGGAGAAGCUGCAGGAGCCCCCAGCUAGUGCCGUCCGAGAGGCUGCCGACAAGGAGGAGCCUCCCUCGAAGAAGAAGCGAGUGGACUCCACAGUGGGCUGGUCAGGGGGCAAGUCGGUGCCGCAGGACGAGGUGGACGAGAUUGAAGUAUACGGCAGCGAGGCCCAGUCAGGCACGCAGCUAGCCACUUACUCUUUUGAGGUCUGUGACAGCAUCCUCAACAUCGGACCCUGUGCCAAUGCUGCCAUGGGCGAGCCUGCCUUCCUCUCUGAAGAGUUUCAGAACAGCCCCGAGCCAGACCUGGAGAUCGUGGUGUGCUCCGGCUAUGGGAAGAAUGGGGCCCUGUCGGUGCUCCAGAAGAGCAUCCGGCCCCAGGUGGUGACGACCUUUGAACUUCCCGGCUGCUACGACAUGUGGACAGUCAUUGCCCCCGUGCGAAGGGAGCAAGAGGAGACCACCAAGGGGGAGGGGGCAGAGCAGGAGCCCAGUGCCCUCGAGGCAGACGAUGAUGGACGAAGACACGGCUUCCUCAUCCUGAGCCGGGAAGACUCCACGCAGAUCCUGCAGACAGGGCAGGAGAUCAUGGAGCUGGACACCAGUGGCUUUGCCACACAGGGCCCCACGGUCUUUGCUGGCAACAUUGGGGACAAUCGUUACAUCGUGCAGGUGUCGCCGCUUGGCAUCCGCUUGCUGGAAGGAGUGAACCAGCUACACUUCAUCCCCGUGGACCUGGGCUCCCCCAUCGUGCAGUGUGCCGUGGCUGACCCCUACGUGGUCAUUAUGAGCGCCGAGGGCCAGGUCACCAUGUUCCUGCUCAAGAGCGACUCGUAUGGGGGCCGUCACCACCGCCUGGCACUGCACAAGCCCCCGCUGCACCAUCAGUCCAAGGUGAUCACACUGUGUGUGUACCGAGAUGUCAGCGGCAUGUUCACUACGGAGAGCCGCCUGGGCGGGGCCCGCGAUGAGCUCGGGGGCCGCAGUGGCUCCGAGGCGGAGGGCCAGGCCUCGGAAACCAGCCCCACCGUGGAUGACGAGGAGGAGAUGCUGUAUGGGGACUCGGGCUCCCUCUUCAGCCCCAGCAAGGAGGAGGCCCGCAGGAACAGCCAGCCCCCUGCGGACCGGGACCCCACCCCGUUCCGGGCCGAUCCCACCCACUGGUGCCUGCUGGUGCGGGAAAACGGAACCAUGGAGAUAUACCAGCUCCCUGACUGGCGGCUGGUGUUCCUGGUGAAGAACUUUCCCGUGGGGCAGCGGGUCCUGGUGGACAGCUCCUUUGGUCAGCCCACCACGCAGGGCGAGGCCCGAAAGGAGGAGGCCACGCGCCAGGGGGAGCUGCCCCUUGUCAAGGAGGUGCUGCUGGUGGCCCUGGGGAGCCGCCAGAGCAGGCCCUAUCUGCUGGUGCACGUGGACCAGGAGCUGCUCAUCUACGAGGCCUUCCCGCACGACUCCCAGCUCGGCCAGGGAAACCUCAAAGUCCGUUUCAAGAAGGUCCCUCACAACAUCAACUUCCGUGAGAAGAAGCCAAAGCCGUCCAAGAAGAAAGCGGAAGGCAGCGGUGCCGAGGAGGGGGCUGGUGCCCGGGGCCGCGUGGCCCGGUUCCGGUACUUCGAGGACAUCUAUGGCUACUCGGGGGUGUUCAUCUGUGGCCCCUCGCCUCACUGGCUCUUGGUGACUGGCCGGGGGGCCCUGCGGCUGCACCCCAUGGGCAUCGACGGUCCCAUUGACUCCUUUGCCCCGUUCCACAACGUCAACUGUCCCCGUGGCUUCCUGUAUUUCAACAGACAGGGCGAGCUGAGGAUCAGUGUCCUGCCUGCCUACUUGUCCUACGAUGCCCCGUGGCCUGUCAGGAAGAUCCCCCUGCGCUGCACUGCCCACUACGUGGCUUACCACGUGGAGUCCAAGGUGUAUGCAGUAGCCACCAGCACCAACAUGCCAUGCACCCGCAUCCCGCGCAUGACAGGCGAGGAGAAGGAGUUCGAGACCAUCGAGAGAGACGACCGAUACAUCCACCCCCAGCAGGAGGCCUUCUCCAUCCAGCUCAUCUCCCCGGUCAGCUGGGAGGCCAUCCCCAACGCCAGGAUCGAGCUGGAGGAGUGGGAGCACGUGACCUGCAUGAAGACCGUGUCGCUGCGCAGCGAGGAGACGGUGUCAGGCCUCAAGGGCUACGUGGCUGCUGGGACCUGCCUCAUGCAGGGGGAGGAGGUCACGUGCCGAGGGCGGAUCCUGAUCAUGGAUGUGAUCGAGGUGGUGCCUGAGCCUGGCCAGCCCCUGACCAAGAACAAGUUCAAAGUCCUGUAUGAGAAGGAGCAGAAGGGGCCUGUGACCGCCCUCUGCCACUGCAACGGCCACCUGGUAUCCGCCAUCGGUCAGAAGAUCUUCCUGUGGAGCCUGCGGGCCAGCGAGCUGACGGGCAUGGCCUUCAUCGACACCCAGCUCUACAUCCACCAGAUGAUUAGCGUCAAGAACUUCAUCCUGGCGGCGGACGUCAUGAAGAGCAUCUCGCUGCUGCGCUACCAGGAGGAGAGCAAGACGCUGAGCCUCGUGUCCCGGGAUGCCAAGCCCCUGGAAGUGUACAGCGUGGACUUCAUGGUGGACAACGCCCAGCUGGGCUUCCUGGUGUCUGACCGUGACCGCAACCUCAUGGUGUACAUGUACCUGCCAGAAGCCAAAGAGAGCUUCGGGGGCAUGCGCCUGCUCCGGCGGGCGGACUUCCACGUGGGUGCCCACGUGAACACGUUCUGGAGGACGCCGUGCCGCGGUGCCGCGGAGGGACCGAGCAAGAAGUCGGUGGUGUGGGAAAACAAGCACAUCACCUGGUUUGCCACGCUGGACGGUGGCAUCGGGCUCCUGCUGCCCAUGCAGGAGAAGACGUACCGGCGGCUGCUGAUGCUGCAGAACGCGCUGACCACCAUGCUGCCCCACCAUGCCGGCCUCAACCCCAGGGCCUUCCGGAUGCUGCAUGUGGACCGGCGCAUCCUGCAGAACGCUGUGCGGAACGUUCUGGAUGGGGAGCUGCUCAACCGCUAUCUGUACCUGAGCACCAUGGAGCGCGGCGAACUGGCCAAGAAGAUCGGCACCACCCCGGACAUUAUCCUGGACGACCUGUUGGAGACUGACCGCGUCACCGCCCACUUCUAGGCUCCCGGACGCCACCACCACCCCCGUGCGCUGCCCCCACCCCUUUUUGUACAAAACACGAGGAGGAGAUGUUUGCUUUGAGAAGAGCUUGUGGUCAUUGUUGGGCCUCAGAGCCCCAUGGUGUCCCCCUCUGCCCCCAACCCUAGGCCCCAGCUGCUUCGGCGCCCCAGGUCCCAGGGCGUGUGCACUUGCAGGCCUGGCCAGCUCUGUCGGUCCGACGCAGAUGAGCUCGGAGGCCCUCUUGCCCCCGGGGCUCCCUAGGUCUCCAAAUACUCGGAGAGCCCCCGGGUCUCAGGCAGGAGGCCCAGGUGGACCAAGAGCCGAACCAGGAGGGCGGUGAGCCGCAUAGAUAGGGUCUCCAGCCUGUGGGAGGCCAGAGGGGUCACAGGUUGGUGGGGGGGCGGGUCUCAACCACCUGCCCGGGGUGCCUGCCCCCUCCCCUCCCCUCACCUCAGGGCCACUUCAAACUUGAACGUCUCCCAGAUGACCCUGAUGUGGCGCAGGAGGCUGGCACCGUAGAGGCUCUGGUACGCGGCACCUGCCAGGCGGCUCCAGCCCCUGACCGCACUGCGCAGAGACGCGGUCAGCCCGGCCCAGCCCCACUCCCGCCGCCGCUUCCCACCCCCCGGCACCCCGCCAGCCAGCACCCACCUCUUGGCCAUGAGGAAGUAGCGGUCCACAGGGGUGCCCAGCGCGGUGUUGAUGGCACGCACGGUGUUGAUGUUGCGCAGCACGAGCAGCAUGGGCCGCGGCAGGGCCUUGAGCACCCCCAUGAUGUCCUCAAAGUGCUCCUGUGCCAUGGUCUGCAUGUAGGCCGCCUCCUCCCGGCUGAGCAGGUGGGAGCCCCACAGCUGCCCCAGGCGUACGGGCCGCUGCAUGAGCACCUCGGAGAAGAGCAAGUAGUCUGGGGUGCAGGGCGGGCGGUGAGCCAGGACCGUGGGCCCCACGAGCCCCCACGCCGCACGCUCCGGCCUCACCUCGCACUCCGAGCGCCUCUGCGUGUGUCCUCAUGGCGGCGUCGUCCCUGAGAACGAUGGCCCUCCACAGCUGGCACAGGGCUGAGCGGUCCCUGCGGGCAGCCGGCGAUAAGGCCCGGGCACCAGGCCCUGCCCCGCAGCCCCUCCAGGCUCCCCGGCUUACUUCCUGUCCAGAAACUGGUAGAGCCCAUGGUCCAGCAGCACCAGCUGGGCCUUCCCGUCGGGGCCUUUCCGCACCAGAACUAGGGACACAGCGUGUCGGCUCAUGUCCCCUGUCCCCUGACUCCCACCCCCACCCCCGGGGACUUUUCCUACCAUUGCCAGGGUGGGGGUCCGAGUGGAUGAAGCCUGUAUAAAAUAUCUGCUCC
This is a messenger RNA of Neomonachus schauinslandi (Hawaiian monk seal), 5767 nucleotides long. RefSeq names its product cleavage and polyadenylation specific factor 1 (gene CPSF1). Gene Ontology annotation, molecular function: protein binding; nucleic acid binding. The record is from RefSeq and is a predicted model, not a curated record. The transcript has 38 exons. Bases 88 to 4422 code for a protein of 1444 amino acids. Gene Ontology annotation, cellular component: mRNA cleavage and polyadenylation specificity factor complex; nucleus. NCBI's taxonomy places the organism in Eukaryota, Metazoa, Chordata, Mammalia, Carnivora, Phocidae.